Molecule: messenger RNA, 539 nt
Organism: Limulus polyphemus (Atlantic horseshoe crab)
Lineage: Eukaryota; Metazoa; Arthropoda; Merostomata; Xiphosura; Limulidae
Product: U6 snRNA-associated Sm-like protein LSm6
Exons: 4
Coding region: 106-345 (79 amino acids)
Biological process (GO): maturation of SSU-rRNA; mRNA splicing, via spliceosome
Cellular component (GO): U4/U6 x U5 tri-snRNP complex; sno(s)RNA-containing ribonucleoprotein complex; nucleolus
Molecular function (GO): RNA binding
Source: RefSeq, a predicted model, not a curated record
UUAGCGUAAGUAUAAUAAAAUGUUGUCAAUAUUUUAAAAGUUAUGGACUAAAUACUCAAACUGCACUAAAACUUUAGUAAAAGGAAAAAUAAAAAAGUGACAAAUAUGAGCAGAAAACAAACACCAAGUGAGUUUCUAAAGCAAAUUAUUGGAAGACCAGUUGUUGUUAAACUGAAUUCUGGAGUUGAUUAUCGAGGUGUGCUGGCAUGUUUAGAUGGAUAUAUGAAUAUUGCUCUUGAGCAAACUGAGGAAUAUGUAAAUGGUCAGCUAAAGAACAAGUAUGGUGAUGCUUUCAUUCGAGGAAACAAUGUUUUGUAUAUUAGUACACAGAAGAGGAGAGUCUGAUCCAGAGUUCAAAAAUAGGUUUAUAUUUGUUAUCCCCCACCUCAGCACAUAAGAAAAUCACCUGUAUAUUGGACAAGAAAGGCAGACAAGAAUCGUUUUAUGUACUAUGAAAAAGAUGGCUUUCAUAAUAUUUUUAUUUUCCAUUUAUCUUGUGAUGGAUUCACAUGCUCCUUAAUUAAAAUUAUUGUGUACGA